Pyrus x bretschneideri (Chinese white pear) is the source of this 4861-nucleotide messenger RNA. RefSeq lists its product as uncharacterized. The transcript has 2 exons. The coding region runs from base 380 to 4861 and encodes 1493 amino acids. The record is from RefSeq and is a predicted model, not a curated record. Lineage: Eukaryota; Viridiplantae; Streptophyta; Magnoliopsida; Rosales; Rosaceae.
CUUCUUUCUGUGCCGCCCCAUUUUCCUGUCUGUCAAAUCAAAUCAAAUAUAUACCAAAAAACACUGACAUACAUUCAUGGAGAUAUAGAAUUAUAGAUAGAUACAUACAUACAGCUUUCCUUCGCUGUUUUUCCCUAAAAAGAAAAAGCUGAGGGAUUCCCACUGCCCUUUACUUUCCAUGGUUUUUCAUCUGUCCUCUCAGUCUCCAUUUUUCUUUUCCUUCCAAAAAAUCUCAACUUUUUCCAUUUUUUCUCAUCAAUUUCUGCUUUCAGGUUUUUGAUUGAUCUUCAUCUGAUCGCUUUGGACUCCCAUCUGGUUUUCACUAAGAUUGGAACUGCAAUUAGUAUUUAUAUCCAUAAUCCACUGAGAAGUUGAAAAAAUGGGGUUGGUGUUAGAAGUUGGAGUUAAACUCCGGAAAAUUGUGUUGAUUUCAUACAGAUCAGUUUGCAAUCAUCCAUUUCUUGCUGGGAUGCUGCUUUUUCUGCUAUUUCUGUACAGAUCGUUUCCUUUUUUGUUUACCCUUUUGGUUUCGACGUCCCCGGUUUUAGUCUGCACUGCUGUUCUUCUAGGAACCCUUCUGAGUUUUGGCCAAACCAACAUACCCGAAAUCGAAAGGGAAGAGAAGGUUACCUGUGAUGACGUUGCUUCUCUUAGAACUAGGGGUUUAGGGGAUGACACUGUUGUGCUUGAGAGAGGUGGGAGCUUUUCCGCGGAGAGGUUUGUGGGAGAGACUAGGGAUUUGGUUGAUGCAUCCAUAGAGAAAGCGAGUAGUGAGGUUGUGGAUCGUGAUGGUUUGGGUGUUUAUGUGCCACUUAUUAGUGAGGAUUUGCAAAACACUGAUAGUGAGAAGAGAGUGAAUGAGGAUUGCGAUGGUUCGGUUAUUUAUGUGCCACUUAUUGAUCAGGGUUUGCAAAACAUUGGUGGUGAGAAGAGAGAGAUUGAGGAUGCGGAGAGAGAAUUAGACAGUUCGGAGUUGGGAGAGCGGAGAAAGAUUGAUAAUGAUCACUUGGGGAUUGAAGGCAUUGACUGGGAUGUGGCAGCUGUUGAUCAGCAGUACACUUUUUUUCAAAAGGUUCAAGAUGAGAUUCGUCGAGUGGAAAACGAUGAUACAUCUCCUCGUGGGUCAGGUUAUGCUCAUGAGGGUGAUCACUUGUAUUCUGCACUGCUUGGGAAUGGUGGUGGUGAUGAUGAGGCUGUUGAGCAGCAGUAUACUUCUUUUCAAAAGGUGCGAAAUGAGAUUUGUCGAGUGGAAGACGAUGAUAUAUCUCCUCGAGGGUCAGGCUAUGCUCACGAUGAUCACUUGUAUUCUUCACUGCUUCGCAGUGGGGGUGAUGACAAGGCUGGUGAAGAUGUGGAUGAUGAGGCUUCAGAUUCUGAGUCAGAUCGAGCGGAGAGUUCCUCGCCAGAUGCUUCAAUGGCUGACAUUCUUCCGAUGCUUGAUGAGCUGUACCCUCUUUUAGACUCAGAAGCUCCACAGCCAGCUCAUGUGUCCCAUGGUCAUGAGUCCGAUGCUGCUUCAGACCAGUCUAACAGGAGCAAUGCUGGCAGUGUUGAGUCUGAUGUGGAAACUGAAAACCACAGUGAAGAAGUAGGAGAGGAUGGGAAUGAUUAUAAUGACGGUGACAAGGAAGAAGCACCAGAUGGGAAGGAUGAUGAAAGCAAAUCUGCGAUCAAGUGGACCGAGGAUGACCAAAAGAAUCUCAUGGAUUUGGGGAAUCUGGAGCUCGAAAGGAACCGACGGUUGGAGAACCUUAUUGCAAGGAGAAGAGCAAGGAAAAGCUUCAAAAUAACGGCAGAGAAGAAUCUAAUUGAUUUUGAUAGUGUUGAUCUUCCGUUUAAUGUUGCACCAAUUUCAACAGCAAGACACAACCCAUUUGAUCUGUCAUAUGAUUCCUUUGACAACUUGGGGUUACCACCCAUUCCUGGGUCUGCUCCGUCUGUAAUGUUGCCAAGGCGAAACCCCUUUGAUCUUCCUUACGAAUCAAAUGAAGAAAAACCUGAUCUAAAGGGAGACCCUUUUGAGCAAGAGUUUAUGCCGAAUCACGCCAAGGAUGCAAUCUUCCGAAGGCAUGAAAGCUUCAGUUUUGGACCAUCAACCUUAGGGCAGCCAAGGCAAGAGAGGCAAGAUUUUAAGUGGAGACCUGUUUUUGUACCAGAAAGGUUGGCUUCAGAAGGAACAAGCAGUUCCUUAUUUCAAAGACAAUUAAGCAUAGUUAGCGAAUCAAAGUUGAGUUCUGUUCCCGAUACCGAAUCAGUGAGUUCUGCUGCAGAUCUGGAUGAAAGGAAUUUCAGUGAGCAAGACUUUACUAAAGAAGCAGAAGUGAUAUCCAACAUUUACCAUGCUACUGAUGAUCUUGUUGAGCACGGAAGUCAAUCCUCUGAAGACGUAGAUUCUCUGGAAAUGGAACAGGCCGGAAAAAGAGAUGUUCAACAUAAUGAGCUUGAAAUAAAAUUGGUUGAAUCGCAAGACCUGGAACCGAGCUUGGCUGGUGCAACUGGUUUGGCUACUCAUGUGGAACAUGUUCACGAAGAUCAUUUCAAACCAGAACCGAUUGAAGAGGACAACAGCAGUACGUCAAGCUUGUCAUCAUUGACAGAAGUGGAUGAAAAGAUUGCAGAUGUAGUGGAAGGUGGAUCAACCAGUUUGGAGGCAAGCGGUGAUAUCACCAAGGAGUUUGUAAUUUCGCCACAACCUUCACUGAAGGAGUCAGAAGUCCAGUUUAUGAGCAGGACACUGAAUGAAGAUGAACACGAUGAGCCAGUCUAUGACUCAACCCCCCUACCAACUGAAAAGAUCCUUUCCUUUAACUCUAUUUCUUCUGAUAUACAAGCAGAUGUAUCCGAAAUGGUUACACCUCCAGCAUUAGCUGAAGUGCAAGUUCCGUUUGUAGACUGGCGUUGUGAAGUGUAUGGUCAGAGCACAGACAAAGAUACUUCAGGUUUUGUAGAGACAAGCGGUGCCACCUCAAAAGUACAUGCAUCAGAUGAAAUUGAAAGAAGCUUGGGGACAGGCAACCAAGUCGGCUUAGUGGUUUCACAUUCAGAGGACGAUAUCUCUCUCCCUAAGAUUUUUGACAUGAAGACAGCUGAUUGUAGUUAUCAAUCUGUUCUCUCUGAAGAACAGCCGUCAUCAGAGCUGGAUAAAGUCCUUUCCUGGUCAGAUAAAUCCAUGGUUGAACCAUAUCUUGAUGAUCAUGUGGAAGCACUUAUUAUUAAAGAAGAAGUAGAUGACAUAAAGGAGAUUGAUGCAGGGUUACUGUCGGAAUUGGAUGCAGUUGGGGACUUCAGUACGAAUGAAGUUGGUGAGGCACUCCAUACAGAGGAGCUGAUUCCAGAGGAAGCAAAUGUUUUAAGCACUGAAUUUGGUGAUUUAAACCUGUCAGAAUUGAACCAGGAGCUACCAGUUGUUGAAGCAAGAUCAAUUGAAAAUAUUGACACAGAUUUUAAGCAAAUGCAUAAGGGACUAGCUGUUGAGGAAGUCAUUCUUCCCAGUGUGGUUGACGAUCAGCUAGUGGUGGAAGCAUCCAAAAAUACUGUCCAGACCAGUUCAGAGUUGCCAAUUGUUGAAGCAAGAUACUUGGAAGAUUCAGAAUUGCCUACUGUUGAAGAGAGGUACUUGGAAGCAUCUGAAAAUACUGUCCAAACCAGUUCAGAGUUGCCAAUUGUUGAAGCAAGCUACUUGGAAGAUAAUGUCACCGAUUUAAAGCAAGAUUCAGAAGGUAAUGUUAAUAAGCUGACGCAAGUUAAUGUUGGUGAGCUUUCAAAUGGGUCGGAAGAAGUAGGAACCACCGGUGUGGAUUCUACGGAGGUGGUUGCAUCAAGCAAUACAGCAUCAAGUGUUCAAGAAGAUAUCAAUGCAGAUACUGCUUUGGAGCAAGUCUUAGAAAGUCAUGUUGAUGAGUUGCCAAAGGCGACGUCAAUUUCGAAUGAUGGGUCUGAAGAAGUACGAUGUAAUGCCAUGGGUUCUUUGGAUGAGAUGGCAUCAAGCAACAUAAUAUCGGGCUGUCAACAAGAAAAUAUCACUAUUCCGAAGCAAGUCUCAGACAGUCAUGUUAAUGAUGGAUCGGAAGUAGGAACUGGUGCAAUAGUUUCUACGGAAGAUAUUGCUUCAAGCAAUACAGUAUCAAGUGUUCAAGUAGAUACCAAUGCAGAUACUGCUUUGGAGCAUGAGUUGGCAGAAGCAACCUCAAUUUCAGAUGAUGCAUCGGAAGAAGUAGGAAUUGGUGCAAUAAGUUCUAUGGAGGAGGUUGCAUCAAGCAAUAGUGUUCAAGAAGAUAUCAAUGCAGAUACUGCUUUAGAGAAAGUCUCAGAAAGUCAUGUUACUGAGUUGCCAAAAGUGAUAUCAAUUUCAAAUGAUGGGUUUGAAGGAGGAACUGGUGCAGCGGAUCCUGCGGAGGAGAUUGUAUCAAGCAAUAUGCUAUCGAGUGUUCAUGAAGAUAUCACUACUCCGAAGCACAUCUCAGAAAGUCAUGUUAAUGAUGGAGCAGAAGAAACAGGAACUAAUUCAAUGGGUUCUACGGAGGAGAUUGCAUCAAGUGAUAUGCUACCAAGUAUUCAAGAGAAUAGUACUCUGGAGCAGGUCUCGGAAAGUCAUGUCGAUGAGCUUUUAAAACCAACAUCACAUUUGAAGGAGCGAUUGUCAGGACUAGGAGUUAAUGCAAUGGCGUCGACUGAGGAGAUUGCAUCAAGCACCACAGAACAUGGUGUUCAAGAAACUAUAACUAGUCCUAUUGCUUUCGAGCAAGUCUCGGGAAGUAAUGUUGAUGGUGAGCCGCCAAAACCAUCUACACAGAACAUAUUGGCAGAGGUAGUACCUCAUGCAACGGAUCUUCCAGUUGAGAAUAUAAAACACGAAAACUGA